Oncorhynchus mykiss (rainbow trout) is the source of this 14210-nucleotide messenger RNA. The record is from RefSeq and is a predicted model, not a curated record. Lineage: Eukaryota; Metazoa; Chordata; Actinopteri; Salmoniformes; Salmonidae.
GGUCAUUGUGUUGGGAAAUAUAAACAUUUUCUUAGGUGUUGUCAGUGUAAAAUUUGCCUUCUGUGAUCAUUGUUGGGAAGUAUUUAAAUCCACCUUUCUGUGGUGGGAUAAAUUAACUAAAUGAAUUGACUGGUGCAUAUGAUCAUGUUUAAUGUAUGUAUGGUUGAGCGACUGUCUCCAGGAUGCUCUGUCAGGUUAUCCUGCGAUAGUGUGUUUCAAUAGUGCAGAAUCAAGACGAUAUCAGGAAUGUCUGCAGGUUCAACUGCAACCCAUCUUUGAGGUCUAGAGUUUUACCAUGAAGGAAAAAAAAUGCAUGACAGUCCGCGUUCUGUUGGGAAUCUAGCCAUACAAACUAUUGUAGGGUGCAGGUAUUUUUGCCUAGUUUUAAAAUCCCUGUAACUUUGGGACAUGAAUGGUGAGUUGUACUGCAAAGCGCGCAUGUGCAGCUGUUGCUCUCCGCGCGGUGUCCAGGAGGUGCUGGUUGCUAAGAAACAAUAAACUCACGAUUAGUUUCCACUUCUGACAAGAGAACCGGCGAUAACAAGUGUAGCUAAUGUUCUGUAGUUUCUCUACUAAUGUCUAUGUUGAAGUGCCAUUGAUAGCUAUUAUCCACUCAGACCCAGAGUGUCAGACUAUCUGAGCCACCAUGUCUUCGUUCUCCCAGAAGGGGUCCCCUCGCUGCCAGGCUGGCCCAGGUAGAGAGGAGGUGGCGGGGGCCCGGCAGCAGAGGAUGACCCUCCCAUUCACCAUGUCCCCGGGCCACAUAGACCCAGAGGCACUGAGAGCCAGGCUGAUCUCAGUAGCCCCGAGCCAGGCACAACGCAACCCUGAUGCCCUGGUCUUCACACACACCACCAAGGCCCAGGAACGCAGGAGGGCAGGGCAGAGACCCGUACCGCUGGAGAUACUGCCCAUCCUGAAGAAGUACCAGGACCACAAGCAGCCAGAGUUCAUCCACAGGCAGAACCGGGAGAGGCUGCUCCAGUCGGGCUGGAAGCCUCCGUCGCCCUCCCUUGCUGGGGUAGAGUGGAUGGACAAGGCCCCUGACAGACAGAGCUCCACCCUUCACCUCCCUGAGCUGCCUGACCACGUCAAGGAGAAACAGGCUCAGAUGACCCAGAGUACCCUGUGUUCCCCCUCUCCCCCCAAACGCCCUCGCUCCUCCAAGUCCGCAAAGCCCUCCCCCACCGGAGCCUUCCUCCACUCCCCCUUCCCUCUCCCGGCCAGUCACCCCAUCAUCUUCAGCUCUGCAGAGGAUGUGAUCCGUGCCAAAAUACGCUCCCCGCCGGACAUCGUCAGAAUCAUCCGGAACAACCCUCACCUGGGCUUCCUGUACAUGACCUCUGCCGCACCCAAGAGCUCCAUCAAAUAUGAUGCUUAUAACCUCAAGAUAGUGACGUAUGAGAACAUCAACAAGCAGGACUACUCUACCAUCAGCCAGCAGGGUGUGACCUGCAUCUCUGACGCGGAGAUGGACUUCCUGCCGUUAGAGCGCUGGGAGCAUGAGUACCGGUGCCACCAUCGCCUCCUGGCCAUCCCGGCCUUCGCCCUCUUCAGGAGGUGGAAGGCCUUCAGAGUGUGGCGGACCAACGUCCGCUCCAAGAAGAUCAACACGUGCAAGAAGUCCCUGCAGGAGCGCCUGUUCAUCGUCAAUGAGUCUCUGCGUCCGGCGUUGCUGAACAUCAGAGAGAUGUGCUACAGGAUCAGUGACAUGGGGCUUUGUCACAUCCUGAAAGAUCACACAUACACGCUGGAGGAGUUCCAGGAGGCUCAGUACAACCAGCUGGAGGAGGUAUCUUCUCGUCUGGAAGAGUUCAGGGAGCUGGUAAAGGAGGUGGCCAGGAGCGCCUGUCACACGGCCAUGUUGGAGGCAGGAUACACACCUGACUAUAACUACAACAAGGGAACACCUGAGAUUGAGCUGCUGUUUGAAGAGGCUCCAGAGAAGAUGAGUUAUACAGAACAGGCCAACAAGAGGUACCACUGUAGACGCCUCACCUGUUUCAUCCGGUUGGCUGACUACCUGAUGGUGAACACCAUGCACAUCCUGGCUGUGAACUCUGUGGCCAAACUACUGGCCGUCCUGCAGGACCAGAUCCAGCACACCCCAACACACGCUGUCAUCCACAGCUGGGCCGACACCGAUGCUGCUGCUGCUGGAGACGGAGGUGGAGCCACGGAGGACUCCGACAGGAAGGCUACAGAGCCCACAGUGGAGGCUGUUCAUCUUCUUCCCAUGUUUGUGUCGGAGCUGAUGCUGGAGACCCACGCUCUGACCUACGAACCCUCCGUAGACCUCUUCCAGGAGUGUGUGUCAGAGAUCAUCUCUAGGUUCCAGGAGACGGUGUUGUCAUUAGUUGUGUUGGUGACUGACUCCUACUUUGAUGCCUUCACUCAGCCCAUGAUCAACAGCAAGGUGGAGGAGAAGACGUGUGGUGACGGUCCUGGUCUGGAGGCCAUGUUAGAGGAUGAUAAGCACCUCCUGAACAUCAUCCUCGACAUCAAGCAAUCGCUCCAGUUUGCGUUUGACUCGGCCAGCGUGUACGCGCGCACCUUUGAGAGCUUCCGCGUCUUCUACAGAGAGAAUGAGAGUCUGGACCUGGACGCGCUCAGAGAUCAGGAUCACGGAGUGGCGUUCUUCGCUGAGAGUCUGGAGAAGUACCACAGCGAACAUAAAGAGGCCCUGGCCAUCAAACAGAAGAGGCACCUGGGCCUGCUGCUGGUAGACACCACUCUGCUCAAAGGGAAGCUCAUCCCCUCACCACUACGCUGUCUGGAGGCCAUCAAUGACAUGCUCCCCCUGCUGGCUAAGAGAAAGAUCGACGCCAUCAUCGCUGAGGCUCAGGAUGCCCAGUUCAAACUGGAGUUCAUCCCCUCUGCAACUACAGAGUUCGUCAACUCCCUCACCUUCCUAGAGGAGAUACAGGAGCGGAUGGAGUGGUUGGACGAGCAGACAGAGACCGUGUGCCAGAUGUACAAGCUGAUAGACUCCUACUCCGUGCCCAGCCCUCCUGAGGACUUGGCCGUCUACGCCACCCUGAAACCCUCAGUCACCGGCAUACGCAACGCCAUCGACAAGGCCUUGGGAGAGAAGGACGCCAACGUGGACAAGUUCUGUGUCCACCUCCAACGGGACAUCACCGACCUCAACAAGGAGGUCAAGAGGGUCAAACAGCAGGCUCAGAACAAUCAGAUCAUGGACAUCAACGCUGAGCGUCCCAAGGUCCGUCUGCUGCUGGACGAGGUCCAGGUCUCCAUAGACGAGCUGCAGAACCAGGCCUUCCAGUACAAGUCUUUCCAGAAGAACUUUAAGGUGGAGGUGACUAAGUACGAGGCGUUAGAGGAGCUGAGUGCGGAGGUGAAACUGAAACAGCUGCUGUGGGACUCUCUGGAGGAGUGGGACGCCCUGCAGGCCGGCUGGAUGGAGUGUAAGUUUGAGGAGUUGGACCCAGAGACUCUGAGUGCCCAGGUCAAUAAAUAUGCCAAGUGUGUGAACCAGCUAGAGAAAGGCCUGCCACCUAACAGUGUGGUUCCACGACUCAAAGAGCACGUUGAGGGCAUGAGAGAGAAGCUCCCAGUGAUCACAGACCUGCGUAACCCGUGUCUGAAGGGCAGACACUGGGAGAUUCUGGAGGCCGUCAUAGAGGCCAGUCUCCUGGAGGAACCUCAAACUCUGGCCUCUCUAGAGGGACUCAACAUCUUCAGCUACAGCGAAGCGAUACAGGAGGUGUCAGGACAGGCUUCAGGAGAGGCAUCGCUGGAGACCAUCCUUAAAAAGGUUGAGGAUUCCUGGAAGACCACGGAGUUUCCGGUUCUCUCCCACCGGGAGUCUAAAGACCUGUUCAUCCUGGGAGGAACUGAUGACAUUCAGGUGCUGCUGGAUGACAGUACCAUCAACAUGGCCACGGUGGCGUCCUCUCGCUACGUCGGCCCCAUCAAGACCAGAGUAGACGAGUGGCAGAGGCAGCUAAACCUCUUCAGCCAGACACUGGAAGAGUGGCUGACGUGUCAGCGUAACUGGCUGUAUCUGGAGAGUAUCUUUAGUGCUCCAGACAUCCAGAGACAGCUUCCUGCUGAAGCCAAGAUGUUCCUCCAGGUGGACAAGUCCUGGAAGGAGAUUAUGAGGAAGGUCAACAGGCUUCCCAAUGCUCUGAGGGCUGCUACACAGCCAGGUCUGCUGGAGAUCUUCCAGAACAACAACGCCCUGCUAGACCAGAUCCAGAAGUGUCUGGAGGCCUACCUGGAGUCCAAGAGAGUCAUCUUCCCCAGGUUCUACUUCCUGUCCAACGAUGAGCUCCUGGAGAUCUUGGCUCAGACCAGGAACCCCCAGGCCGUUCAGCCCCACCUCAGGAAGUGUUUUGAUGCUAUUGCCCGCCUGGAGUUCGCCCUGCUGCCCCCUCCGCCCCCCGGCGCCAUGACAACCCAGCCUGCAGACGGAGAACAGGAGAAGGUCUACAGCAACGACAUUCUGGCCAUGGUAUCACCUGAAGGAGAGAAGGUGGGCCUGGCUAAAGGUCUGAAGGCGCGUGGUAACGUAGAGGACUGGCUGGGUAAAGUAGAGGAGGCCAUGUUCUCUUCCCUCCGCCGCCUCAGCAAGGCCUCCAUCGCUGACUACCAGAGUAAAGAACGAGAGGAGUGGGUGGUGGCUGGACACCCCUCACAGGUGGUGUUAACCAUCAGUCAGUUGAUGUGGUGCAGAGACCUGGACGGCUGUCUGGAGGGAGACCAUGACCACUUCAUGGCCCUGCAGGACUUUGAAUAUGUCAACAUUGAUAGGCUGAAUGCCCUAGCAGCCCUGGUUCGAGGCCAGCUCCCCACCCUACACCGUAACAUCAUCACAGCUCUCAUCACCGUAGACGUGCACGCCAGGGACAUUGUCACAGACCUCGUGGCCCGGAAGGUUGACUCCAGCAGUAACUUCGAGUGGCAGAGGCAGCUGCGUUACUACUGGGACUUGGACCUAGAUAACUGUGUGGCCAGGAUGGCUCUGUCCACCUACAUCUAUGGAUAUGAAUACCUGGGGGCCUGCCCUCGCCUCGUCAUCACCCCGCUCACGGAUCGUUGCUACCUGUGUCUGAUGGGGGCUCUUCAGUUAGACCUUGGUGGGGCUCCAGCAGGACCAGCUGGAACAGGGAAGACGGAGACCACUAAGGACCUGGCCAAGGCUCUGUCCAUCCAGUGUGUCGUCUUCAACUGUUCUGAUGGACUGGACUACAAGAUGAUGGGGAAGUUCUUCAGUGGUCUGGCCCAAUCAGGGGCCUGGUGUUGUUUUGAUGAGUUUAACCGCAUCGACAUCGAGGUGCUGUCUGUCAUCGCCCAGCAACUCAUUACUAUCCGCAAUGCCAAGAUGGCCAAGCUGUCCAGGUUCAUGUUUGAGGGCAGAGAGAUCAAGCUGGUGAUGACGUGUGCUGCCUUCAUCACUAUGAACCCGGGCUACGCUGGACGCACUGAGCUCCCUGACAACCUCAAAGCCCUGUUCAGACCCAUAGCCAUGAUGGUGCCCAACUAUGCCCUGAUCGCUGAGGUCAUCCUCUACUCUGAGGGUUUUGAGUCCAGUAAGACUCUGGCCCGAAAGAUGACCCAGAUGUACAAGCUGUGUUCUGAGCAGCUCUCCCAACAGGACCACUACGACUUCGGCAUGAGGGCCGUCAAGUCUGUCCUCGUCAUGGCAGGCUCUCUGAAGAGAGAGAACCCCCACCUGAGUGAAGACGUGGUUCUGAUCAGGGCUCUGAGAGACUCCAAUCUGCCCAAGUUCCUCACAGACGAUGCUGCGCUCUUUGGUGGCAUCAUGUCUGACCUGUUCCCUGGCGUGUCCAUCCCUGAACAUGACUACGGUGUUCUCCAAACCACCAUCCUGGAGUCUCUAGUGAAACGCAACCUGCAGCCCCUACCCAGCAUGACGCACAAGGUGAUCCAGCUGUAUGAGACCAUGAUAGUACGUCAUGGUGUGAUGUUGGUGGGUCCUACAGGUGGAGGGAAGACCACGGUCUACUCCAUCCUGUCUGAUACCUUAGAUACCCUGUGGCAGGCUGGCCACGGGAAACACAACCCCUUCUACCUCCCGGUCAAGACAUACAUCCUCAACCCCAAGUCUGUCACCAUGGGAGAGCUCUACGGAGAGGUGAACAUAUUGACCCUGGAGUGGCGUGACGGCCUGAUGGCGCUCAGCGUGCGAGCGGCCUGCAACGACACCAGCGAUGACCACAAGUGGAUCGUGUCGGACGGUCCGGUGGACGCGCUGUGGAUUGAGAACAUGAACACGGUCCUGGACGACAACAAGAUGCUGUGUCUGGCCAACAGCGAACGCAUCAAACUGACCCCAUCUAUACACAUGGUGUUUGAGGUCCAGGACUUAUCGGUGGCGUCCCCAGCCACAGUGAGUCGCUGUGGGAUGGUCUACAUCGACUCUAACGAACUCAAAUGGAUGCCCUAUGUCCAGACCUGGAUCACUGGCCUGGCUAAAAAGCUCCCUGGAGCAGUGUGUGUGUACCUGUUGGCGUUGUUUGAGCAGUACGUGGAGAAGGGUCUUCAGUUUGUGUGGAAGCGUUGUGUCCAGGCCAUGGGCCAGGUGGACAUCAGUAAGGUCACUACCCUCUGCUGCCUGUUGGAGGCGCUGCUGCUGGGAGACGGAAGACCAGACCUCAAGAUGGAAGCUAAGCACCUGAACAGUGUGUUGUGUCAGACGUUUGUGUUCUGCUACCUGUGGUCUGUGGGGGGUAACCUGACUGACAGCCACUGGGAUGCCUUCGACAGCUUCGUCAGACAACAGUUUGAAGACAAUAAUGAUGCCAAGCUGCCCAGCUCGGGGGACCUGUGGAGUGUGUUCAUGGACUUCAACCACAAGCGUCUGGAGCCGUGGGAGAGGAUCAUCCCCUCCUUUAGGUACAACAAGGAACUGCCCUUCUUUGAGAUGUUGGUUCCCACCACCGACACAGUGCGUUAUGGCUACCUGAUGGAGAAGCUGCUGUCUGUAGGACACUCUGUUCUCUUCACCGGCAUCACCGGAGUAGGAAAGUCUGUGGUGGCCCGUGGUCUUCUGAACAGUGUCCAGGAGAAGGGAGGCUAUGUUCCCGUCUAUAUCAACUUCUCAGCCCAGACCACCUCGGCCAGAACACAGGAGAUGAUCGAGUCCAAACUGGAGAAGAAGAGGAAGAACAUUCUGGGUGCUCCUGGUAACAGAAAGAUAGUGAUCUUUGUGGAUGAUCUGAACAUGCCUAAAUUGGACACCUACGGCUCCCAGCCUCCAAUAGAACUGCUCAGACAGUUCCAGGACUUCCACGGCUUCUACGACCGAGAGAAGUUCUUCUGGAAGGAGAUCCAGGACAUGACGAUCGCGGCGGCCUGCGCUCCACCUGGAGGGGGCCGUAACCCGGUGACCCCUCGUUUCAUCCGCCACUUCAGCAUGCUGUGUCUGCCCACUCCCUCCGAACACAGCCUCAAACAGAUCUUCAAUGCCAUCCUCAGUGGUUUCCUCAGUGAGUUCCCCCAGGCGGUGAGGUCUUCAGCAGGCAGCAUCGUAGACGCAGCAGUAGAGAUCUACCACCGCAUGUCUGUGGACCUCCUGCCUACACCAGCCAAGUCCCACUACGUCUUCAACCUCAGGGACCUCUCCAAGUGUGUCCAGGGUAUGUUGCAGUGUGAGCCAGGCACGGUGAGGGAUCAGACUGGGAUAUUCCGUCUGUUCUGUCACGAGUGUCAGAGAGUGUUCCACGACCGCCUCAUCAACAACGAAGACAAAACCUACUUCAACACCAUCGUCUCUGAGAUGGCCAGCAAAUAUUUUGGCUUCAAUUUAGAACCCAAUUACUUUGUGACCAAACCCAUCAUAUUUGGAGAUUUCAUCAAGGUGGGUGCAGAGAAGGCAGAUCGUCUGUAUGAGGACCUAACAGAGCCAGAUAAGAUCAGGACUGUGCUCCAGGACUACCUGGAUGACUACAACAUGACCUUCUCCAAGGAGACCAAGCUGGUGUUCUUCCAGGACGCUGUAGAACACGUCUCCAGGAUAGCGCGUAUGAUCCGCCAGGAGCGCGGUAACGCCCUAUUGGUGGGCGUGGGGGGCACGGGGAAACAGUCACUGACGCGGCUGGCGGCCCACAUGUGCGGCAUGCGCUGCUUCCAGAUAGAACUGAGCCGAGGAUACAACUACGACAGCUUCCAUGAAGACCUGAGACGACUGUUCAAGAUGGCUGGGGUGGAGGGCAAGGACAUGGUGUUCCUCUUCACUGACACACAGAUCGUGGUGGAGGAGUUCCUAGAGGACAUUAACAACAUGUUGAACAGUGGAGAGGUGCCCAACCUGUUUGAGAAGGAUGAUCUGGAGCAGGUCCUGGCUGCCACACGGCCCAGAGCCAAGGAGGCCGGCAUCAACGAGGGAAACCGAGACGAGGUGUUCCAGUUCUUCAUCUCUCGGGUCAGAGAGAAGCUGCACAUUGUGUUGUGUAUGAGUCCUGUAGGAGAUGCCUUCAGGUCCCGCUGUCGUAUGUUCCCCUCUCUGGUCAACUGCUGCACCAUCGACUGGUUUGUACAGUGGCCCCGUGAGGCCCUCCUCUCCGUGUCCCAGACCUUCUUCCAGAACGUGGAGUUUGGCAGUGAGGAGAUGAAGGAUCGUUUCAGUGAGAUGUGUGUGGAGAUCCACGUCAGUGUGACAGACAUGGCCGAGAGGUUCUACUCUGAGCUGAGACGACGCUACUACACUACCCCCACCUCUUACCUGGAACUGAUUAACCUCUACCUGGCCAUGUUGGGAGAGAAGAGACAGCAACUAGUGGCUGCUCGUGACAGGGUAAAGAAUGGUCUCACUAAGCUGUUGGAGACCAACGUGUUGGUGGAUAAGAUGAAGGUAGACCUGUCAGCUCUGGAGCCUGUCCUCAAACAAAAGUCUAUAGACGUCAACGCCCUCAUGGGGAAACUAGCCGUGGACCAGGAGAGCGCCGACAAGGUGCGUAAAGUGGUGAAGGAGGAUGAGGCCCUGGCCAAGGUGAAGGCUGAGGACACCCAGGCCAUAGCAGCAGACGCCCAGAGGGAUCUAGACGAGGCUCUGCCUGCUCUGGAAGGUGCCAACAAGGCCCUGGACUCACUGGACAAGGCAGACAUCUCAGAGAUCAGGGUCUUCACCAAACCACCUGACAUGGUCAUGACUGUCAUGGAGGCCGUCUGCAUCCUGCUGGGCAGCAAACCAGACUGGUCCAGUGCCAAGCAGGUGCUGGGUGACUCCUACUUCCUCAGGAAGCUGAUGGAAUAUGACAAGGAAAACAUUAAGCCCCAGAUCCUCCAGAAGCUUCAGAAGUACGUGAACAACCCGGACUUUGUCCCUGAGAAGGUGGAAAAGGUGUCCAAGGCCUGCAAGUCCAUGUGUAUGUGGGUCCGGGCCAUGGACCUCUACUCCAGAGUCCUCAAGGAGGUCGGACCCAAGAAAGAAAGACUGGCCGCCGCACAGACGGAGCUGAACGCUACCAUGGCAACCCUGAAGGAGAAGCAGGCCCAGCUACAGGAAGUACAGAACAAGAUUAAGAUCCUCCAGGACCAGUUUGACCAGAGCAUCGCAGAGAAGGAGGGUCUGGCUAAGACCAUGGCUCUGACCGAGGCGAGGCUGGGCCGUGCAGGGAAGCUGACAGCAGCUCUGGGGGACGAGCAGGUUCGCUGGCAGGAGAGCAUCGAACUGUUUGAACAGGAGAUCCAUAACGUGGUGGGAAACGUCUUCAUCGCUGCAGCCUGCGUGGCGUACUACGGAGCCUUCACAAUGCACUAUAGACAACUGCUGAUAGACCAGUGGAUUGUGCGAUGCCAGGAGUUGGGCAUCCCCAUCAGUGCCAGCUUCAGCCUCAUCAACAUCCUGGGCGACCCCUAUGAGAUCCGCCUGUGGAACGCCGAGGGGUUGCCCCGGGACACCGUUUCCACUGAGAAUGGAAUCCUGGUUACCCGUGGACGCCGCUGGCCACUCAUGAUCGACCCUCAGGAUCAGGCCAACCGUUGGAUCCGUUCCAAGGAGACCAAGAACGGUCUGAAGGUGAUCAAGCUGACCGACUCUGGUUUCCUGCGAACCCUGGAGAACGCCAUCCGCAUGGGCAUGCCCGUACUGCUGGAGGAGCUGAAGGAGACUGUGGACCCGGCUCUGGAGCCCAUCCUGCUGAAGCAGACGUUUGUGGCGGGCGGCCGCACCCUCAUCCGCCUCGGAGACUCCGACAUUGACUACAACAAGAAAUUCAGGUUCUACAUGACCACCAAGAUGGCCAACCCACACUACCUGCCUGAGGUGUGUAUCAAAGUGACCAUCAUCAACUUCACCGUGACCAAGUCUGGUCUGGAGGACCAGCUUCUCAGUGACGUGGUUCGUCUGGAGCGUCCUGACCUGGAGGAACAGAGGAACCAGCUGAUUGUGAGGAUCAACGCCGACCGCAACCAGCUCAAGGCCAUCGAGGACCGCAUCCUCAAACUGCUCUUCAACUCCAAGGGAAACAUCCUGGACAACGAGGAGCUGGUGCAGACCCUGCAGGAGUCAAAGGUGACGUCAGAGGCCAUUAAGCAUCGUUUGGAGGAGGCGGAGGCGACAGAGCUGAUGAUCAACGCGGCCAGGGAGCGCUACCGGCCCGUGGCCACACGAGGCUCCGUCAUGUACUUUGUCAUCGCCAGCCUCUCUGAGAUAGACCCCAUGUACCAGUUCUCCCUCAAGUACUUCAAACAGCUCUUUAACUCCACCAUAGAGAUAUCAGAGAAGAGCAGUGUUCUGGAAGAGCGCCUGCAGAUCCUCCUGGACCAGACCCUGCUCACCAGUUACACCAACGUAUCCCGCGGCCUGUUUGAGCAGCACAAGACCAUCUACAGCUUCAUGCUUUGUGUGGACAUCAUGCGCCAGCAUGGGGAGGUCACUGACGCAGAGUGGCAGCACUUCCUGCGAGGAGCGCCCCCCCUUGACAAGGAUCAUCCAGAGAGGCCUGAGGUGCCAUGGCUGUCAGAGUUUACCUGGCAGACAUGCUGUGAGCUGGAGGACACUCUGCCCUGCUUCAACGGCAUCAAGAGAGAGAUCACCGCCACACCCAUCUCUAUAAAACUAGGUCGUCUGGAAGUGUGUUUCAACCCAGAGAACUGGCAGGGCUACGUGUCUGACUCCCAGCUGCCUCCCUACUCAGAGGAGAUGUCUGAAGAAGAGAAGGAAAACUCAAAUGGGGUCAGGGGUCACUGGGAUCAGAGACUGGGGGCCUUCCAGAAACUGGUGCUCAUCAAGAGCUUCAUGGAGGAGAAGGUGGUGUUUGCGGUGACAGAGUUUGUGAUCGUGAGCCUGGGGAAACAGUUUGUAGAGAACCCUCCUGUUGACCUGGCCACUCUCUACAGUGACAUGUCUCCCUCCACCCCCCUGGUCUUCAUCCUCAGUACCGGAUCAGACCCCAUGGGAGCCUUCCAACGCUUCGCCAAGGAGAGGGGAUACCUGGACAGGGUGAGGUCUAUCUCUCUAGGUCAGGGUCAGGGUCCUAUAGCUGAGAAGAUGAUUCUGGAAGCUCUGAAGAGUGGUAACUGGAUCUUCCUCCAGAACUGUCACCUGGCUGUGUCCUGGAUGUUAGCCAUGGAGGAACUUAUCAAGACCUUCACUGAGCCGGACACGGUGAUCCAUGAGAACUUCAGGUUGUUCCUGAGCUCCAUGCCCACCAAGGUGUUCCCUGUCACCGUCCUCCAGAACUCUGUCAAGGUGACCAACGAGCCUCCUAAGGGUCUACGUGCCAACGUGCGCCGGGCGUUCACUGAGAUCACCAACAACUUCUUUGAGGAGCACAUCCUGGGACGCCAGUGGAGGAAGAUCAUCUUUGGAGUCUGCUUCUUCCACGCCAUCAUACAGGAGAGGAAGAAGUUUGGUCCUCUGGGUUGGAACAUCCGUUAUGAGUUCAACGACAGCGACAGAGAGUGUGCCCUGCUCAACCAGAACCUCUACUGUCAGACUGGUCACAUACCUUGGGAUGCUCUCAUCUACAUCACUGGGGAGAUAACCUACGGAGGCAGGGUGACUGAUGCCUGGGACCAGCGCUGUCUCCGAACCAUCCUCAAAAGGUUCUUCUCUCCUGUCACCCUGGACCCAGGGUACACCUUCUCCACCUCAGGUGUCUACUUUGCCCCCGAGGCAGACAGACUGAGUGACUAUAACAGGUACAUAGAGAACCUUCCUCUCAUAGACGACCCUGAGAUCUUUGGUAUGCACGAGAACGCCAACCUCGCCUUCCAGCGUCUGGAGACUAUGACCCUGAUCAACACCAUCCUGGAAGUACAGCCUCGCUCGUCAGCCCGCGGCGGGGGCAAGAGCAACGACGAGAUCGUCCACGAGCUGGCCGACUCCAUCCUCGCCAAGAUCCCGGAGUGUCUGGAUAUGGAUGAGGCAGCAGAGGCUCUGUUUAUUCGUGACGCCAACGGACGCCUCAACUCCCUCACCACCGUCCUCGGACAGGAAGUAGACCGCUUUAACAACCUGCUGCGGGUCCUCAGGGUGUCUCUGUGUACCCUCCAGAAGGCUAUAGCAGGGCUGGUAGUGAUGUCAGAGGAGAUGGAGAGGAUCUACACCAGUUUCCUCAACAACCAGGUUCCAAACCACUGGAGCACCUCAGCCUACCCCUCCCUCAAACCCCUGGCCAGCUGGGUUAAAGACCUGGCCCUCAGGACCUGCUUCAUCGAGAACUGGAUCACGCGGGGUCAGCCCAAAUCCUUCUGGAUCUCUGGACUUUUCUUCCCUCAGGGCUUCCUCACUGGGGCGCUACAGAACCACGCCAGGACCUAUAACCUCCCCAUCGACGAGCUCAACUUCUGUUUCAACGUGUUGCCGGUCUACCUAGACCAGGGGGCCGUGAGCGAGGCGCUGAAGACUCUACCGGCCGGGGGCGAGCUGGACAUGGACUCGGAGCUACCCGCCAUCAACGACGGCGUGCUGGUGCACGGGAUGUUCAUGGACGCCAGUCGCUGGGACGACGUCGACAUGGUGAUGGAGGAUGCGUUGCCGCGGGUGAUGAACGCCAUGCUUCCCGUGGUGCACUUCGAACCCCAGCAGAACUAUGACCCUGAUCCGUCUCUCUACCAGGCUCCGCUGUACAAGACCUCAGCUCGGGCUGGGACUUUGUCUACUACAGGCCACUCUACUAACUUUGUGGUGACGGUGAUGCUGCCGUCCAGCCUGCCUAGUGACUACUGGAUCACCAAGGCCUCAGCCCUGCUCUGUCAGCUCAACGAGUAGUGACCCACCCACAGACGCCACACACACACACCGCUGUACUUCUGCACCUUCAAUACCAGCAGCAGUGAUGAAGCCCAUUGUCUAUGGACUCUUGUUUUCUGGAAACCAGUGAGUGUUUCUCACGUCUGUAUUGAGAAGUAUUCUACCGUGUACUCUCUCUCCCUGCUAAUCAGUUGAAGGGAUUAUUUGAAUGGGGGCCCAAAAUGGCAUUUUUCUUUUCUUUUCCGAGUUGCUUUGAUUAAAUACCAUGUAGCAGUGCUGUUGUGGUUUGUGCAUUUUGCUGUGUGCCUGGGAGAAGAGCAUGUCGCUACACCCUCAAUAACAGCUGAUAAACGAUGUGGAUGUCACCAAUCAGGUUUGAUUUGACGGGUUAAAUUGUGUGUGGUGUGUUCAGUUCAGUCAAUGUCUCUUCUCUUUCAGUGAACUGUAGCAACAUAUUAACAACACCCCUGUGUCUGAAAUGACAGCUCCCGACAUGCCUUUAUCCCCCCCCCCCCCACACACACACACAGUCGACAGGAAGUGUAGACUGCAGUGCUUUCAUAGUCACUCGUGUAGCCUGGCAAUGUGAAAGGAGAGGAAGAUCGUCAAUAUUCACCAAGAGCAUCACGUAAAAAUGCAUCUGAUGCGCGGUCAGGUAAAACUCUAAUUCACAUGUAAGAGAUGGUACUUCAGUGUCCUGCGUCUGCCCCAUUAGAAAUUAACCAUGAGCCCCCUGUCCUUCUCAGCUGAAGGGACACCUGCGAUAGUGAACCACCUCGAACAAAAAGCUGUCCUCCUGCAUUUAAAAACCACUGUUGACUUAAUCUAUUUCCAUUUGUCUCUGAGGAAAAACACCAUAUAUUUAUCCUCUGUUACUGAAAAGUUAUUUCAACACAGUAACUCACCCAUUGUGAUGUCAACAUUAGAAUGCACACACAGGGAUCUAUACGGAACAAAAAUCUAAACGCAACAUGGAAACCGCCUGACCUCAACCCAAUUGAGAUGGUUUGGGAUGAGUUGAAAA